This is a messenger RNA of Zeugodacus cucurbitae (melon fly), 2541 nucleotides long. It is a transcript of the gene Mrgn1, whose product is annotated as E3 ubiquitin ligase Rnf157. Gene Ontology annotation, cellular component: cytoplasm. The transcript is spliced from 3 exons. Gene Ontology annotation, biological process: protein ubiquitination. Gene Ontology annotation, molecular function: ubiquitin protein ligase activity. The record is from RefSeq and is a predicted model, not a curated record. Bases 218 to 2476 code for a protein of 752 amino acids. NCBI's taxonomy places the organism in Eukaryota, Metazoa, Arthropoda, Insecta, Diptera, Tephritidae.
CGAUACAAAGAAAAUAUCAUAAUAUUGCGGAAGACAUAAAUUUAUAAAGAUACAUCUUUAAAGCUUUACUAAAUUUAUUUUAAUGUCAAAGUGAUCAAUAUGUGUUACAAUUAGAUACAAAUUUUAACAUUGUUGGAUUUUAUCCAUCUAACUUUCCUUUGGUGAAAGUUACCAAUAUUGCGAAUUAGUCUGUGCAUCUCACAUCGAUUUCAAUCCAAUGGGUGCAUUUACGAGUCGACAGAAUGGUGCAGUGGAGGAGGCAGAGCAACGAAAUUCAACUCAUGCCUACAAAUAUCCUCCCCGGUCGGGAAACUUUUUUGGGAGCCACUUUAUUAUGGGAGGAGAACGUUUCGACACACCCCAACCAGAGUCUUACUUAUUUGGUGAGAAUGCCGAUUUGAAUUUCCUUGGCAGUCGCCCCACAGCAUUUCCUUAUCCCCCUCCUCAAGCCAGUGAACCAACUAAAACGCUGAAAAGUCUAGUAAACAUACGUAAAGAGUCAGUACGAUUUGUUCGGGUUUCCCCCGAAAAACAAGAAAUCGUAUCCGCCAACACACACAUAGAUAAUAUCGAAGGUAAUAUGAUCACCAACGAACUCGGUGGAUGUGGUGAUGGCCCGGUACAACCCGGAGCUUAUUCUUAUAAUAUCGAGUUCACUUUCGAUUCGGAUGCCAAAUGCGCCAUAACAAUUUAUUAUUUUUGUACUGAGGAAGUAAGCCCCAGUGGCGUUACACUUGUCCCACGAGAUGGAUUAACAUCUGAAACGUACCACUACGAAAAGGGUAUAAAUCAAUUCUUCUCCCAACCGAGUCACAUUUUCAAUCCGCAACUAAUCCCUGAGGAUGACUUGGUCUACAAUCAGACAAAAGAACAAUAUCCAGUCGCUAUACACUGUGUGGUAGAGGAAGGUAACGAAGACUGCAGGCAAUCGCAUACAACCAUAUGCGUCAUUGAUCACCAUCCUGAAACCAACAGUUAUGUUUUGAGAGCUCUUAAGCAGAAAAUUUUCGUUGAUGGCCUCUGUUAUCUGCUACAAGAAAUAUAUGGUAUCGAAAAUAAAGCUGUCAACAAAAGUUCCAUCGAUGAAGAAAUCGAUGACCAUGGCAGUGAGUGUGUUAUCUGCAUGAGUGAAACACGUGACACGCUUAUACUACCUUGCAGGCAUUUGUGUCUAUGCAAUUCCUGUGCGGACUCCUUACGUUAUCAAGCGAAUAAUUGUCCUAUCUGUCGUGCCCCAUUCCGAGCACUUCUGCAGAUACGUGCUGUGCAAAAAGGAGUUAGCUCUCACACAUUACAUCAAAAUACACCCUCCUCGGCACCAGGAGAGCCAGCCCCUUGUGAUCAACACAUACCGCCCGGCUACAUUCCAGUAUCACUUAUAGAGGCACUCAAUGGCCCACCACAAUUUGUGGGUAGACCCCGUACGAAUGACAGUGAUAUGGCCGAUGGUGUGGCACAUACCGCCAUGGUAGUUGAGAAUCAUAAGGCAACAUCACCUUUAAAACCCAACCAGCGACGUUCUAAGAUCAAGAAAAAUGUCUCGACUUCGACAAAUACGAAUGAAGUGGGCACCAUUACAGCUACAAGCAACACAAACAACCCGACACUCUCUGUAGUGGAAAUAUCAAAUGAAAAUGGCUCAACAAUGGCAGUACAGAAGAAAACACUUCCGUCAGAAACAGAAACACAGCCGAACACCAGCAAUUCACAAGAUAAAUUGCACAUUGUUAAUGAACGUCAGAGUUUGAAGGUGCCAAAAAAGAAACAUGCUUCAAAUUCAAAUAGUAUAAAUUCGUCGCCAUCGCAAAAUGAUCUCGACACCGAUGACAGUGAAAACGAAAAGUUAUCGCCGCUACUAACUCCCGAUAAUAAAUCUAAAUCCACAAAUAUUACGCGAAGCAAGGAAGUAAUUGGUAUCAACAAUGACAGUGAUAAUGACGUGGCUGAUGGAUUGGAGAUGAAAUCCACCGCUUCAUUGAAAAAGAGCGCUAUUAGCGGCAAUGCUGAGACCGCUGUCGUCAAUGCGGACGACUCCGAUUAUUAUACGCCUGAAGACACGCAAAACUCCAUCUUAAGUCCCUUGUGCCCAGAGCGAGAACGAGAACGACCGAAAAGUGGAGACAAAUUGGGCAGUCUUAAAGGAAAUGCAGGCAGUUUUAAAGGCACAAGCAACUUAGCCAAAAAGAAUCUUCAUAAGAAAUCAACAUCGGUUGGGAACAUAGUUGGUCCAGGCAACACCACAGCCAAUGUCGGAAUACCCAGUAAUAUGGCAGGCGAUAUGAAAGGCAACGUGAGCUCUCUACCAGAUAUGUUAGACAAUCCGAUAAGCGGGAAUACCGCAUCUACGCGCAGUUCCAGUGACAGCUACUCUUCGAGUUCAUCAACCAAACAACUGUUAAGCUCGAAUCCAGCUAAUGUGGCUGCUAAUAUAAUAGUCGAUGAUAAGACUGCUCUUCAGAAUGCAGUUAAUGUUUAAGUGAUUGGAAGAAAAGUGUACUAUAAGCCACAUCUUAUUUAAAUAUUAAUAUCUUACAAUACAUA